UGGGGUUCAUCUACUCACAGUCCGAAACCACCCCCUGACAGUUGACACGGGGUGCAGCUUUGACAACCGCACAUCGGAGUUUCACCAGCAGUUUCUUCCGUACACACCAUGGCGGCAUCUGCCAUCUCUCUAUCACCAGCAUCAUCAUCUCGACAGUCUCUAACCAUUAUUCGAACAAGCCAAUUACAGUAUCUCUCCAUCUCUUCCAGUUCCUUCAUCCGCCCAUUUCUGCUUCGAACUCCUGCUUUACGUCUCCAAGCUACCCGCCGUCCUCCUAAUUAUCCUCAGGAAGGUGAGAAUCCGGCGGCGGAUCCUAGGAUAUGGAAUCGGAACCGUAAUGAUAUGACUUUUUCCGGAGAUUACGAUGAAGACGAUGACGAAGAUGAUGAGGAGGAGGAGGAAGAUGACAGGAGCAUGGAUCUUCUGAUUAGGUUUGUUGAGAACGUGUUUAAGAAGAUAUCUAAGCGAGCUCGCAAAGCCGUUCGAUCUGUUCUUCCUAUCAAUAUCCCCACCAAAUUGGUGGGAUUCUCUGUUAAUGGAGUUAUAAUUCUGGCAUUCUUUUGGAUUCUAAAGGCAUUCCUUGAGGUGGUUUGUACACUUGGAAGUGUAGUUUUUGUAAGCAUAUUACUUGUUCGAGGGGUAUGGACUGGAAUAUCAUAUUUUCAAGAAGGUGGUAAUUACCGGAGGACAAAUGAUUUUGAUGAUGGGAAUCAGGCAUGGAAUGGAACUCAGCCUGUGGGUUGACAGUUGACUCAAACAUUGGAAUCGGAAUCGGAAUUGCAAUAUGGGAUACAAUAAUUUCACUUUAUUAUGUGAUUAAGCCAAAGUUGAUCAUGAAAGAAAAUAAGUUUACAUUUUCCUGGUUUCUAUAACAAUCAGGAAACUAGAUCAUCAAAAUACCAGUUAUACCCUUGUUCAUUUUAGAUUUUGCUUGAUUGAACUCUUGGGAUUACUAACAUGAGGGGGGCUGUAGAUAUGAUAAAUAGAUCAUCUUAAACAUCA
Lactuca sativa (garden lettuce) is the source of this 1002-nucleotide messenger RNA. RefSeq names its product ATP phosphoribosyltransferase regulatory subunit. Lineage: Eukaryota; Viridiplantae; Streptophyta; Magnoliopsida; Asterales; Asteraceae. The record is from RefSeq and is a predicted model, not a curated record. Gene Ontology annotation, biological process: negative regulation of photomorphogenesis; regulation of abscisic acid-activated signaling pathway.